Molecule: messenger RNA, 912 nt
Organism: Trichosurus vulpecula (common brushtail)
Lineage: Eukaryota; Metazoa; Chordata; Mammalia; Diprotodontia; Phalangeridae
Product: lymphocyte antigen 6 complex locus protein G6f-like
Exons: 6
Coding region: 1-912 (303 amino acids)
Source: RefSeq, a predicted model, not a curated record
AUGGCUUGCAUACUCCUCUACUUCUCGUUUCUCCUACUUCCAUUCAUCCCUCAGAUCUCAUCAGAUGAUAUCCUGUCCACAUAUGUUGCCCUCAGGGAAGCUGUGGAACUCCCAUGCCCUAAACCACCCACCUUGUAUGGAGAUGAGAUGCUAUCAUGGUUUCGAAGCCCUGUGUCUGGAUUCCCUACUGUCCUAGUGACCCGUGUCCCCUUGACCAACAAGGCUCCAGAGACUAUGAAGAUCUUGAGGGAAGUCAGGCUCAGUCUGCUGGGGAAUAAUUCCCUGUGGCUAGAAGGGGCUAAGGAGGAGGAUGCAGGACGAUACUGGUGUGCUGUGCUUGGCAGCUACAUCCAGUACCAGAACUGGAGGGUGUAUGACCUCUCUGUGAUCAGAGGCUCCCAUCUAUCAGCAAAGACUACUGAUGGAUCUCUCUGCUCAAUCCUGGUGUGUUCGGUGGUCUCAUCAGUUUUCCUGGACUCUGUGGUUUGGCUGGAAGGGAAGGGGAAAGUGAAGGGUAGGACGGAGACUUUCAUGGGAAGGAACGCUUCCCUUCUCAUGGUGUGUCCUUCGGAGGGAACCUCAGAGUCCCGUGCCCGAAGGGUCAGGAGCAUUCGCUGUAUUUUCCCCCAGAACAAGGGCAUCACUUUCAACCUGACAGCUGUGGUCUCCCCAGAUGCCCUUCCUGCCCACUGUGUGGUCUCCCCAACCUGGGAUACCCAAAAGAUCCUGCUGCUGCUUUGUGUUCUGGGGCAGGGGGUCACCAUCUUGGCCCUGGGGAUAGUUCUCUGGAGGCGCCGGAACCAUGAGGCUUCAUACAGAGAUGACUCCACUUCUCAUUUCAAACCAGAAACCCAGGUUUAUGAAAAUAUCCACUUGGCCAUCCCCAGCCCACCUGCCCCCAGGACUAUGUGA